Messenger RNA from Penaeus chinensis, 984 nucleotides. Its product is annotated as protein BCCIP homolog. The transcript is spliced from 6 exons. The record is from RefSeq and is a predicted model, not a curated record. The coding region runs from base 47 to 928 and encodes 293 amino acids. Gene Ontology annotation, cellular component: nucleus. NCBI's taxonomy places the organism in Eukaryota, Metazoa, Arthropoda, Malacostraca, Decapoda, Penaeidae.
UCGCGGGUGUCGUGCCAGUCAGCCCGAGGAUCCCGCCACGCCAACCAUGUCUGGGCCGAUGAAGAAGCCACGUGCAGUCUUUCCAGAAGAGGAGUAUGUCCCAGAGGAGAGUGAUGAGGAGAUGGAGCAGGACGAGAUGAUCGGGCAGAUGAUUAAUGUGGACUUUGAAGGUUUUCCUGCAAGUGAUUCAGACUUCCAUGGAAUCAAGAGGUUACUCCAGCAGAACCUGAGAGGCCUUGAUGUUGACAUCUCUGGAAUUGCAGACACAGUUAUUUCACAGAACUAUGUGGGAUCAGUUAUCAAACAAGUUGGAGGUGAAGAUGAUGAUGAGGAUGAUGAGGAAAAUGAAGAAAUAAUUAAUGGUGAGGAGGACAAAGACGAAGUGUUUGGUGUAACAUCCGUCAUAAACCUCACAUCCAGAAAGGAUGAAACUUGCAUAGCAGGUCUUAGAACAGCUCUUGUGGAAAAAAGUUCAGCCCAUGCCAGUGAUUCAACAAACCAAAUGUUGCGGGAAAUCCUAAGUAAUGAGAGUAAGCAUGUGGGAUUUUUGAUAUCGGAGAGAGUGAUCAACCUUCCACCACAGUUUUCCCUGCCAGUGUUUGAGAGCUUAGGAAAGGAAGUAGAAGAGGCAAAAAAGAAGAAAAUGCCAUACAACUUCUCCUAUCUUCUGUUGAUUUCAAAAGUAUAUAAAACUGAAAAGAAGAAGAAAAAGAAGGUGAUAGAGACAGAGAUAUGGAGCAAUGCAGAAGAGGAGAUUAUGUCAGAGGAAUGUAUUGACAACUUCGAGUAUCCAGUAAAGGGAGACACAGGCAUGUCUGGAGAAUGGGAUGAGGAUGAUGAACAAUACACCCCUUACCGACGAGUGCUCAUCCUAGAUGCUAGCCGCAUGCCCGAGAUUAUUGUGAAAGUGAAAGAUGCCAUUUAUUGAAUUGUUGGUUAUUGAAAUAGGAAUGAAUUCAGAAAUACAGAUUAAAAUCAUGUAAA